AUAUACCAUGCCUAUUUUAACCCUUUACAGUGUUGAUGCUGUAUUUAACAUCACAGCGACAUGCAGGCCCUUCCCCGAUGGGCGUGCGUAAAUGGCACUAGCCCGCUCUGAGUACAACUCCCCUAAAAAACAGAAAAAGAGGAAAUGAACGCUCGCCCAAUCAGAAUUGUUCCAAAACUUGUCAGCGAAGUUUUUCUCCCCCUCCGGAUACAGCGUGUGUGUCUCAUACCGUUUUGAUCCAUUUGUGUCGCUGGUGGUUCUGCUGGAACGCACAGCGGGAGUCGCAUUGUCUGUAUGCAAACUGGACGACAUGGCCAUUGUAUGCGUUUGGGCAUAUAUGGAGUCACCGAUAGCUCGGAGGAUACAGCCUGUCUGAAGUCUAAGGAAGAGACGUCGUCGGUUGUGUUCUGUGUGUCUCUGUCCUCCGACUUUCUCUAAGCUCUCUGCUCUGUCGCUAUGAGUUGCCUGGAUGUGAUGUACCACCAAAGCUAUGGAGCGCACUACCUCCCUGCAGCGACGUACUAUAACCACCAUCAGCAGCAACAACAGAGGAAGCUGAGUGUUUACAGUAAGAUGCAGGGGUGUAUGGAGCAGCAGCAACAAGGAGGAAGAAGAAGGAUGCUAACCAGGGACCAGGGUCCUCAGCAGGCUUCUGGAAGCGAGUUAAAUCACAGAUCAACAUCUGAUGCUGAUAUGAAAGAUGGCACUCAACCAGCAGAGACAGAAUACUUGAGCUCCCGAUGCGUUUUGUUCACGUAUUUUCAAGGCGACAUCGGGGAUGUUGUAGAUGAGCAUUUCACGCGGGCUCUCAAACAGACAGGCACCUUCAACAGUGAAACCAGGCUGCUCAGAGUGACUCAGUCAUCUGCUUCAGAGACUGCCAGCUUAUGGAAAGAUGGCGGGUCUCUCUCUGAGGGUCAGAGCAGCUCAGUUUGGAGCAGCACCUAUCCAUCACACACUGGUUCCUGCCUCCCAUCUGUCUCGGCUCCAGUCCACCCAGACUUUUCCCACAGCCCUGUUUCCUUCAACCACCCCGACGGAGCUCUGUGGGCCGGCCAUGUGCUCUCCCAGGCCAGUUUACCACCUCCAACUACCCUCCCAGACAGCUGGACCUACAGCCUGAGCCCCCAGGGCAUGAGUGGAUAUCACAAUGUCCAUGACAUCUACCAUCCUCACCCACACAUCCAUUCCCGGCACCACCACCCAGUGCUCCAUUCAUGCCCAACCCACAGUCCCUCACUGGAUUCCAGGUUUAAUCCUCUGCUACUGCCUGGUGUUAGGAACCAGGGCCAGCCUGCUGCCAGCACAGGGAGUUCCCCAAACAGUGAGGGGGUGAGGACGGAGAUGGAUCCCAGCAGCAACAGCCCUGUCACCUGGACCCCCUCAGCCUUACAUGGAUCUUUGGAGGUGUAUGACUCAGCACUUGAUCAGACCAAAGCAAAGACAUCAGUUUGGUUCUAGGAGAUGUACUUACAAAAGCAUGGAAAAUCAGAACCUACAACCUUGCAAAAAGAACCUACUGUGUGGCUUUAUCAAUGUAUUACUGCAGCAUCAGCACAGUGCUGUAAAAUUUAGUCAUAGAAUGCUAAAUGUCCUGCACUGUCCUCACAACUUUUUAUGGAGAUGAACUCAGGCUUUGGACUUAAAUGACAAUGAGCUGAUGCUUUGGCUGCAGGUCAAGGCCUUUGAAGACUGAUUAAACCAGACUACUAGCUUUACCAGUGGGGGGCCUCUUCUUCUCCAUCAGCACAAAACACUAUUUCCUUUGGAUGCAAUGUGAGACCAAGAGGUUCUGUUUCAAGAGCUUGAUUUUGAUCCACAUUUUGUUUUGUACACUAAAAGUUUGCUGAUGACUGUAAAUGCGUGUGUGUGUGUGUGUGUGUGUGUGUGUGGCUACAGUUUUGCCAUAAUAAGUUGCUGUUUGCUGGAUGAGUGCUAAUGUCACUUUGAGUUUUUUUUUUUUUUUUGCUUUUGUGAAAAGUGUAAUAUAAAUAUUGGUACAGUAUGUUUAAGUAAUAAAUUUGUCCAACUGUAUCUGUAAAUGAAGGUUCUUCCACCAGCACUGCUUUAAUUAAAUCCCAAAAUAUGCAUGGAAAACCAGCACAAUAUACAUUUCCAGCUAUAUUCUUUACUGGGCAGAUCACUGAAAAUUAUAUUCUUCUUAUUCUUGGCUACUAAUUCAAAGAAACU
Messenger RNA from Monopterus albus (swamp eel), 2190 nucleotides. It is a transcript of the gene vgll3, whose product is annotated as vestigial-like family member 3. NCBI's taxonomy places the organism in Eukaryota, Metazoa, Chordata, Actinopteri, Synbranchiformes, Synbranchidae. The record is from RefSeq and is a predicted model, not a curated record. Gene Ontology annotation, cellular component: nucleus. The coding region runs from base 457 to 1461 and encodes 334 amino acids. The transcript is spliced from 4 exons. Gene Ontology annotation, biological process: regulation of DNA-templated transcription.